Messenger RNA from Phragmites australis (common reed), 2104 nucleotides. RefSeq names its product protein MALE DISCOVERER 2-like. NCBI's taxonomy places the organism in Eukaryota, Viridiplantae, Streptophyta, Magnoliopsida, Poales, Poaceae. Gene Ontology annotation, molecular function: protein kinase activity; ATP binding. The transcript has 7 exons. Gene Ontology annotation, biological process: protein phosphorylation. Bases 356 to 1732 code for a protein of 458 amino acids. The record is from RefSeq and is a predicted model, not a curated record.
GAGCUCGUCCUUCCUUAUUUUUCUUUAUUCCCAGCCCCAGUUAUUGAACCGAUCUUUGACAAAAGAGUGACGAUGCAAUGAACAAGCAACUUCACCUGCUUCUCUUUAGUCUUUUCAAAAGAAGUACCUCCUUUCUUUUAUUUAUGUUCUUAAAAAAAGAAAUGGUGUUCUUGGGUUUUUCAACUACCACAGCCACGAAGCAACUCCAAUUCUUUCUCGUUUUCUUUUCCAUCCUGUAAGCUCUCUACACCUUCCAGUUCUUCUUCUUCUCAAUCAAAUCGCAUGUUCUUGAGUUGUUUCUAUGGUGAUGGGGCUUGCAAACAAAGUAUCUGAUCAUCUGAUGUGAUACUUGGGCAUGCCAACGAUGGAUGCAUCGAAUUCGUUCGUGCUUGUCGUGUUGACGCUCCACUCUGUCAUGAACGGCUGCUCCUCGAUGGAUCUGCCUGCGCAGCUUAGCCAUCGGAGACUACUUAAGGACAGCAACCUUGCUGCGCCUUCUACAAACGUUCCUGCUUCUGCUGCUGCUCCUGUCCCUUCUACUGGAAGUGGCUCGUUUCCAGCGUCUAGUAGUCAAGGACAAAAUGAUACGAACGAGAUAGCGUCUAGUAGUUCAUCCAAGUCUGAUGAUGUAUCACGAUCCAUGAAGUGGCUGUAUAUGAUUGUUCUUCCAGCGCUUGGCCUGCUGUUGCUUACCGGCCUAGCAUGUUUCCUUUUGCCAUGUCGCAAAAGUGCAGUUGCAACAAUAGGCCCUUGGAAGACUGGGCUCAGUGGCCAGCUGCAGAAAGCAUUUUUGACAGGAGUACCAGAAUUGCGGAGGUCAGAACUGGAACGUGCUUGUGAGGACUUCAGUAACAUUGUGGCGAGUUAUCCACACUACACUGUCUAUAAGGGAACCUUAUCAUCUGGUGUUGAGAUCGCUGUUGUAUCCACUAUGAUUACAUCCAGCAAGGAAUGGUCCGAGCAUUCAGAGAUCUGCUUCAGGAAAAAGAUAGGCACCCUGUCGCGAAUAAACCAUAAGAAUUUCAUCAACCUGCUUGGCUUUUGUGAGGAGGAAGAACCUUUCACGAGGAUGAUGGUGCUAGAAUAUGCACCGAAUGGGACACUCUAUGAGAAUCUCCAUGCUGAGGAUUUUGAGCACAUCGACUGGAGGGGUAGGAUGCGCAUUAUUAUGGGGCUAGCAUACUGCAUUCAACACAUGCAUGAGCUCAACCCUCCUGUGGUGCACCCUGACCUGCAGUCCAGUUCCAUAUUGCUCUCUGAAGAUAAUGCUGCAAAGAUUGCAGACAUGAGUGUUUGGCAUGACGUGAUUUCCGAAGGCCAACUGCCGAUAAAUGGUGACCUUGUGGUUCACCAUGAACAAGUAUCUGCUGGACUAGCAAGGAAUGUUUACAACUUCGGCGUAGUACUGCUUGAAAUCAUCUCAGGGAAGAUCCCAUACCCUGAACACGAGCGCUCCCUCGUGAGCUUGGCUUUGGGGUGCAUAAACGGCGACCGGAGCAUAGCCUCCUUGAUCGAUCCUACAAUGGAUUCUCUCAAGGAAGAUGAGCUACAAAUAAUCUGUGAGGUGAUCCAGGCUUGCAUCCAGAGUGACCCAAGAAACAGACCGAGCAUGAGGGAGAUCACUGCCAGGCUGAGAGAAGCCAUAGCUAUCUCGCCGGUUGCGGCGACACCGAGAUUGUCCCCGCUUUGGUGGGCGGAGCUUGAGGUCCUCUCAACAGUAGAAGCAGGAUAGGAAGAAGGAAUGUUCAUCUGACAUGCUUCAUUUCUGAAGACAACACUCUGCCGGUUCUCUCUCUGUAUAUUUCUAUGCAACCUACAAGGAUUUAGUCGGGUCUAUUCAUACAAUAAGGUAAAUCAAGAAAACAGCAGUAGCAGCUGCAAUAGGAGCUAAAUAUUCAACAGCAAUCCAAGGACGCAUGCCCAGACAGACACUAAGUUCCCACUAUCCUACCUGUUGUGCAUAUCUUGUGCUGUAAAUUUGUACUAAUCCGGCCUUGUGGGUGUUUGUUAUUUUCCCUUAGAUUUCUGAUAACCUUUUCCCAGUGCUACCUGAAAUGUGACUAAAAAUAUCAAGCAUCAGCAGGUAUCUAAAGGCACUCGUAUC